This is a messenger RNA of Paramuricea clavata, 4653 nucleotides long. The record is from the annotation of a GenBank genome assembly. NCBI's taxonomy places the organism in Eukaryota, Metazoa, Cnidaria, Anthozoa, Malacalcyonacea, Plexauridae.
AUGAAGGUUGUGGAGUGUUUAGACCAAAUCAAAGUUCAAGGCCUUUCCAAGCUCAAAUGCAGAAAUGAUUUUGCGGAACUAAAAAAAUUUGUCGAAGAUAGUCUUGGUAUUAAAGGCAAAUGGUCGUCACCCGGUGGCGGUACUAAAAGAUUCAAGGAAGAAAAUGGCCAACUUAUACUAAAUUGGUAUUUUAAGAAGCAAUGCACCUUGUUAUUUCAAGGUACGGAGGCAGACGGCUUAAAGAAUAAACUGAUAAAUCUACUUGCCAAAGAAAAGCCUCAAUCUUUCAUCGAGCAAGAAGGAAACAUAUCCGGUAAUGGCGGGUUUCCAGACGAAGCCGACAGCAUCCUCGCUGUUACUGUGGACAGUGAACAGCAACCAUUUACUAGUUUAUCAUCUACUAGCGAAAACCUAAACGUACCUACCGACAACUGUCCUUGUAGAUGUAAAUCAAUGGCAACCGAAAUUGAUGGGAUAAAACUGGACAUAGUCAUCCUACAAAGCCAAAUGUCGAGCGAAAGCACAAAGACUAAAUGUACGAACGAAGAAAUAAGCAAGCUACAAAUUGAAUUAAAAAACGAACAGCAUAAAAAUGCUAUAUUAAAAGAUCGAGCAACGAGAGCUGAGGAAGAACGAGAUUCGCUUCGUCUUGCGUUAAAACUUCUCAUCCAAGACCAAUCCGUUGACAAUAUUAAUCCUUCGACUAAGACUAAAGACCAAGGGCAAGGCAAUUGCUGGAAUACAGUACCGAAGACCAGAAAUAGAACAAUAAGCAGUAACAUCACAUCAAAUGUAAACGGCAAUGCAACUGGCGGAGUAGCUGAAUGUACAUGGUGCCAAAGCAACUUUCUGGUCUUAGAUGACCUAAAUGAAUCCUGCAGAAUUAUCGACGAGAUGCAGAUAAAAAACCGAAUUGGCAGCGAUGGAAGCAACGAGGGCAAAGAUAAACCGCCAGCAAGCAAGCGUCAGCAAGCAAGAGUACAAAACAACAAAAAGACUGUAAUAGUGGGAGACUCGAUUGUCAAAGGUUUGCAGCAACACAAACUUUCGAAAGCAGCAAAGCAGAACGUGGGUGUGAAAUGCUUCCCAGGAGCGACUGUUGGUGAUAUGAGCGAUUAUAUAAAACCCGUGCUACGUCGAAAGCCAGAUACCGUUAUGCUACAUGUGGGAACAAACAACGCCACUAACAAAAAAGCAAGCGAGAUAGUUAAUGACAUCGACAAAUUAUGCCAAGAGGUCAAAGAAAUUGAUCCCAACGUUGAAAUAAUAUUGUCUGAAUUGACCAACAGAGAGGUUAUACAUAACAACAAUAUCCUCAGUAAGUCGCUUAACAGAUACAAAUUGCAUCUGAAUAAGUUAGGAUCUUCUACUUUAGCUAAAAACUUUAUUAGUUAUUUACAUAAUUUUUAGCCUAGGUAAAGUUCCAACUCUUUACAGCAAAAUUUCCGACACCGAACCAAAAGAGCCAAGUUGCUCCAUUGAGAAGAUUAUUCCACAAACAAAGUGUGAAAAUAGCAUUACAUUUUUACAAUCUUUGAAAGGAUUUAGAGUUGGGCAUUUAAACAUCGCUUCGUUAGUCAAGCAUGUUGAUGAAUUAAAAAUAUACUUGGAAAAAGAACCACUGGAUGUUUUGAGCAUUAACGAAACUCGUUUGGAUGAAACAAUUAGUACAGAUACUGUUAGUAUACCCGGUUACGACAUGGUUGCCAAAAAUUGUAAUCGGCAAGGAGGCGGUGUUGCAAUUUACCAUCGCAGCAUUUUGAACGUAAUUGAUAGAGAUGAUUUAGUCCCAGAGGACGUCGAGGCUGUUUGCCUCGAAAUUAUUAAGCCUAAAUCUAAACCUGUCUUAGUUGCAUCUGCAUAUAGGCCACCGAAUUCGCAAAUUGAAUUCCUUGAUAAAAUUGAAGUAUUAUUUCAAAACCUUGACAACGAACAUAAAGAACUAAUUAUCGUUGGCGAUUUAAAUUGUCAUUUUUUAUCCAACAAUUUAAGCAAUCACACUAAACGUUUUAAUGAUAUAGUUAAUAUAUUCCAGCUGACACAGUAGAUUGACCAGCCUACACGAAUUACCGAAAAAACAGCUUCUCUUUUGGAUGUCGCUCUUGUAAACAAUCCUGAAAAGAUUUCGCACUCAGGAGUAUUGCAUGUUGGAAUAAGUGACCAUAGCUUGAUCUACGUUUGUAGAAAAAUUUCGUUUGUAAAAAAUGAUCCCAAAUUUGUUGAGUCAAGAAAUUUUAAAAACUACAUACAGCGAGACUUUAACCAAGACUUAUACCAUGCUUUAUCUAAUUUAAAUUGGGAGAUAAAUGAUCCAAAUAUGCUUUGGGACAACUUUCAAACAACAUUCAAUUAUGUUGCUGACAUUCAUGCUCCACUUCAAAGCCGUAAAGUUAGAAACAGAAAGGCACCGUGGCUGACUGAUGCAAUUAAGAAAAGUAUGAAUCGCCGAGAUUAUCUCAAGAAGAAAGCUAUUAACACAAACUCAACUGCAUGCCACAAUGCUUACAAAAGUCUUCGCAAUGAGAUUAACAAAAAAAUUAUGUAUGCAAAGCGAGAUUAUUACACAAACUGUGUUGACAGAAACAGAAAUAAUACAAAGCAAAUGUGGAAACAUAUUAAUCAGUUAGUUAAUAAAAAUUCUAGAUCAACAAAUAUAUCAGUACUACAUAUAGACGAACAGGUUAUUACUGAAAAUGAAACUAUAGCUGAUUUGUUCAAUGAAUAUUUUACUGAUAUAGGACCAAAUCUGUCGAACCAGAUCACGGAAACUAACUCUGAUUUUAAACGUUAUAUGAAAUUUAAAACUCAACAUAAGUUCAAUUUCGAAAACAUUAAUAUCAAUGAAGUGUUAAAUCCACUGGAGAAAUUAAUGACGUCUAAGUCAACUGGACAUGAUAAUAUCCCAGCCAAACUUUUGAAAGAUGCAAGUGAUGCGGUGGCGCCUUUUUUAGUAUUUAUUUUUAAUACUUCACUCAAACAUGGAAUUUUCCCUGAUGAUCUUAAGACUGCAAGAAUUUCUCCAAUUCAUAAAUCUGGUGACAAAAAAAAUCGAGGCAAUUAUAGACCGAUUUCCAUUCUUUCGAUUAUUGCUAAGUUAUUUGAGAAACUUGUCUGUACACAGCUCAAUUCCUUUUUAAAUGAAAAUAAUAUUCUGAGUUCGUGUCAGUCUGGUUUCCGUAAAAAUUAUUCCACCGCAUCAGCCCUUUUAGCAAAUACGGAUUCAUGGUUACUUAACAUGGAUGCUGGGAUGAUAAACGGAGUACUUUUUCUGGACUUAUGUAAAGCAUUUGAUACGGUUGAUCACGGAAUUCUCCUAAGUAAAUUAUCUAUCUAUGGAAUCCAAAAUAAGGCCUUAGAUUGGCUUAAAUCUUAUUUGCAAAGCAGAACGCAAUACUGCAGGGUGAACAGUGCAACAUCGUCCACCAGGAAAAUACGUUGUGGGGUUCCCCAGGGAUCGAACCGUGGUCGCCUUUUGUUUUUAUUAUACGUCAAUGACCUGCCAAAUUGCUUGGAUAAAUCCUGUCCGGCAAUGUAUGCAGAUGAUACAAAUCUUACAGUAUGUUCAGAUAGCAUUAAUAAUUUGGAGGAAGCACUAAAUUCUGAAAUGAAAAAUAUUCACCAGUGGCUUCUUUCAAACAAGCUAACUUUAAACAUUGAAAAAACAGAAUACAUGAUCAUUGGAACCCGUCAAAGAUUAGCUAAAAUUCAAAAAAAUACUAGCGUAUCAUGCGGGGGGAAACUAUUGAAACAGGUUUAUUCCAAAAAGACUUUAGGUGUACUGAUUGAUGACAAUCUAUGUUGGAAUGAGCAAAUCGACAACAUCAGUAAAAAGGUAUCGAAGGGCAUUGGUAUGCUGCGCCGUGCAAAGCCAUUUGUCUCUCUUGAAACUCUUAAAUAUAUUUAUCAGGCUUUAGUGCAACCGAGUUUUGAUUACUGCUCCAUGGUUUGGGGAAACUGUGGCGAAGGUUCAAAAGAAAAGCUACAGAGACUACAAAACCGUGCAGCUAGAGUAAUCACAGGUGAUACCUAUGAAAUUCGCUCCACGGAUAUUUUAAAGAAAUUAAAUUGGAGAACACUCGAAGAGAGAAGAAAGGAGCAAAAAUUAGCAUAUGUGGCCAAAGCCCUUUCAAACCAAUGUCCUGAAAACGUUUCAACUAUGUUUAAAAUCUCAAAUUCUGAUAAAUAUAAUUUAAGAAGUAAUAACAAGAUGCUGAUGUUGUCGAAGCCUAAAACAAAUUCAAUGAAAAGGACAUUCGGAUAUGCUGCUGCUAAAGACUGGAACUAUAAUAGUAAAAAUUUUAUAUCUACUUAAUUCAUUUGUAAUAUAUAUAUUUAACGUAUCACUUCGACCCAAACAUUUCUUAGUAUCUUUUAAUAUUUUUAUAAUAGUUUAUAUAAUAGUAUUUCGAGUUUUGUAUUUAAUAACACGGCCUAAUGAAAAACAACCUUUAUAAUUUUUGUAAAUACUGAUAGGUAAUAUGGUUGAUUAGUUACCGUGUAUAAAGAUGUUAUAAUAAUAAUAAUAAUAAUAAUAAUUGUGGCUCAUUAUCAGUACCGACGUCUGCAGAAAUACCAUGUCGGGAGAAUAUCGACUUGGUGUACGUGAUAACCGUUGAACUCUUUGUAUCUGGAAAGAUAGUCAACAAUAAGUAG